Messenger RNA from Penaeus monodon (black tiger shrimp), 820 nucleotides. Its product is annotated as peroxisomal carnitine O-octanoyltransferase-like. The record is from RefSeq and is a predicted model, not a curated record. Gene Ontology annotation, cellular component: peroxisome. NCBI's taxonomy places the organism in Eukaryota, Metazoa, Arthropoda, Malacostraca, Decapoda, Penaeidae. Gene Ontology annotation, molecular function: carnitine O-octanoyltransferase activity.
AUGCAGAACUCUCCCGUCUCCAAACUCGAUUCUGAUUGGCUCCCUCCGACACGACACCUUGACGUCAUCGAGCUCCCAAAACAACAACAUUGGGUCAAAGGUGAGUUCGGCGAUAAGGGAAUAUCUUCUCAAGGAUUUUUCGUUCUGACCGUCAUCAGCGUUAAUGCAGGUGGGGUUGAAAACACUGUACGUAAAGCGAGGAGAAGACAUCUAUCCUUCGUGGCAAAAGUUGAACUGUGCCGUCCUGUAAUCAGUGUCCUUGGGAAGAUGAGUGCUAGCACCAGCGCUGCUUAUAAGAAACGCCGUCAACAUCAAAUUCUGUACAUAACCAGCGAAAAGAAUGAGAAGACCUUCGGUUUUGAUGACCUUCCACCUCUACCUGUACCCCCUCUACAUGACACUCUUGACAGAUACCUCAUGUGGGUACGACCACAUGUUAGUAGGGAAGAAUUUGAGAAGACCCAAAAUAUAGUCAAGAAGUUUGCUAAUGGUGUUGGCAAAGACCUUCAUGAGAAACUAGUGGCAAUUGCAGCAAGGAAAAAGAAUUGGCUUGAGGACUGGUGGUUGCACUAUGCCUACCUGACAGUACGAGACCCAAUCCUGCCUACCAUGAACACAACUGGGCCCAUGCCUCUCAACUUAACCUUGUGGCAGCCAUCGUUCAAAGAAGUUUUUAGGUUUCCUAUUAUUCUAAUAUGCUGAAAGUUAUAGGUUAUGUGAGAGUAUGUUUUAAUAUAUAUUACUAGGAAAGGAAUGGAAUUGGUUUUAGUUUAGCUAAAGGAGGUAUUCUUGGGACUUAAGGACUCUUUCUUAACCCAAU